Drosophila novamexicana is the source of this 901-nucleotide messenger RNA. Its product is annotated as hydroxysteroid dehydrogenase-like protein 2. The record is from RefSeq and is a predicted model, not a curated record. The transcript is spliced from 3 exons. Gene Ontology annotation, cellular component: mitochondrion. Bases 201 to 560 code for a protein of 119 amino acids. Lineage: Eukaryota; Metazoa; Arthropoda; Insecta; Diptera; Drosophilidae.
GACAAAUAUUCCAAAUGUUAUAGCCAAUGGGCAAUCCCUCUUUUUUUUCUUCUGACUGACAUAGUUGCCACCUUGACAUCAUUUCUUAGCUGCAACAAGUUGCUAUCGGCAGUAAAACUUUACACCAACGCUGUUAGUGUUAUGCAUCUGUUAAAUGCACCAACUUGGCCACACUGCACUCUAGCCGACGACUGUUAACAAUGGUAAACACUGGAAAGUUACAGGGUAAAACGCUCUUCAUUACGGGCGCAUCUCGUGGCAUUGGAAAGGCGAUUGCUUUGAAAGCGGCGCGCGAUGGCGCAAAUAUUGUUAUUGCCGCCAAAACAGCUGAGCCACAUCCAAAAUUAUCCGGCACUAUCUACACGGCCGCAGAGGAGGUAGUUAGGGCGGGUGGCAAAGCGCUACCCUGUAUUCUGGACGUUCGCAAUGAGCAACAGGUUCAACGCGCGGUUGAGGCAGCAGCUGCAUAUUUCGGAGGCAUAGAUAUCUCGCAACGCAGAGGUCAUGGCAGAUGCAGCUUAUGUAAUAAUUUGCCGAGACUCCAGGGCAUAUACAGGUAACUUUUUUAUUGACGAUGAGGUUUUAUUGAACGUGGGGCUUAAAGAUUUUGGUAAAUAUGCCUGUCACCCAGAAAAUAUGCACAAAUUAAAAUUAGCUUUGUUCAUGGAAGAUGAAGGUCUAUUAGCAAAGUUGUAAUGGUCGGUUAGCCAAACAUUUGUUGAGUAAUUUAAAUAAAUCAAUAGUAUAGUUUAAAUAAGUUUUCAAAUGCGACCAUAUAUUUUGAAAUUUAAUUGUUUUGGUAUAAUUCAAAAUGGUAUUUGGUCAAUUUAAUAAUAACAAGAUUUGGUCACACUGGACUUCAGCGCUCUUUAGAUUAGCAGAAUUUGCCAGCAAUAACAAU